Messenger RNA from Bactrocera oleae (olive fruit fly), 4747 nucleotides. RefSeq names its product homeotic protein female sterile. The record is from RefSeq and is a predicted model, not a curated record. Lineage: Eukaryota; Metazoa; Arthropoda; Insecta; Diptera; Tephritidae.
GUGACGGUGUGGUGCGGUUAUGUCGGCGGCACAUUCCGUUUUAUCAAAAGUUAAAACUCAAUCGCUUGUUUCUGUUUUGGUCAGUCAGCAGUUGUUAUCCGGUGGCGUUAGGUCUCUCGUCGUAGUCAGUACAGCGUCGCACACGAGGCGAGCAGAAAACGUGUGCUAGCGGAACAUGACAAGCUAAUCAGCAAUAAAAAAAAGUGGCGAAGAAACCGCAAAGAAAGUGUGAAAAAAAGUUGUAUGAAAAACAAAAAAAAAAAUUAAAGAAAAGAUAUUGAAGAAACGCCUAACUCAAAGUGUGUGAAUUUGUCUUCGAGACAUAAACAAAGUGUUGCCACAAAGUAAAUGCUGUCAAUUGCUCGGCAGCUAGUUUCAAAAACCGUUACUUUCAAAAAAGUUGUGCUACAGCGCGAAAGUGGCAAAUUUUUGCUAAAAAUCUAAAAAUAACAAAAAUAUAGCGCAUACAAAAACAACAAAGUGCAGUUCGUAAGUGUGUGUUGACAGUGUUUGUGCAUUUACCGUUAACUGCAACAUUUCGCGCUCAAGCAAUAUAUCUGAAAAGAUAUCCAUCGAACGUGACAUUACAAAAAAAACUUCUAAGAACUGUGACACACGCACACGCACACAGUUCUUCGUACGUUUAGUGCAAUCUAAUCAGCACAACGCAUUGCCAACGCUUAGCCGUUGCUUUUGAUUUUCCUUUAACGGUAUUUCCUGUAGUCCAAAGCCGGCGUUCAGCGCAUAAAAAUUAUCCAAAAUUCCGAAGAAUCCGAGAAAAACACCAAAACAGUCGACACGUACAGCGUCGUCAACCGGUACCGGUGGCAGCAGUGGUGGUGGCACCACUAAAAUGGCAUCGAAACGCAAAGCAUCGGUGCUGCUGCAUAAGGAGACCAUCCCAGCUGCAGCGACCACAACCAACACGGAUGCGACCGGCAAUGGUGGCGGCAGUGUCACAGGCGGUGUUGUGGGUAUUGGUGCCGCAGCGGGUUCGGUGGGUGGGAGCGUUGGCGGCGACAACAACACCGAAACGGAUCCCUAUGCCGGCUUAAUGAAGGAUGCGGACAAAUUGAAACUGAUGUUGUUGGCUUGGAAUUAUCAGAAUUCAAAUGCGGUACGCAAUGGCACUGAAGGACCCGAUUUGGGCGUUGUUGGCGGUUUGUGGGCACAAUACCAGAAUGCUUUGGCACAAAAUGUGGCGAACAACAAAAUGGACAUAUCCUUGUCGCCGGUGCCGCGCACAGAUGUCACAUCGCCCAUGGAGGCGCAGGAUGAGACGAACUCUUCGGGCCAAAAGGAGGAGGAUGAAGGCUCUGAGGAUGAUUCGGACGAUAAGCUAGACGAGAAGUUAGCCACACAUGACCCCGAACGGCUGAAGGCGUUUAAUAUGUUCGUGCGCUUGUUUGUGGAUGAAAAUCUUGAUCGCAUUGUGCCAAUUUCCAAACAGCCAAAAGAAAAAAUACAAGCAAUCAUUGAUUCAUGUGCACGACAAUUCCCCGAAUUUAGCGAUCGUUCACGCAAACGUAUACGAACGUAUCUGAAGUCAUGCCGACGGAACAAGAAAACACGCGAAGGCUGGGAUAACACCACCCGUCCAACACCAGCUCACUUGACGUCCGUGCAGGCGGAACAGAUACUGGCGAUCGCCUGCGAGAAUGAGUCCAUGAAUGCCAAGCGUAUGCGUAUCGGCCUGGAGCCCAUCACACAUGCCAUACCGGCGCCUGGUUCAGCCGUCGCUGCAGCUGCAGCAGCAGCGGCAGCAGCUGCCGCGGCCGCCGUGGCUGCGACCAGUUCCGCCGCCUCUGUGGGCGGCGUUGGUAAUUCCACCAUCACAUCGGUUUCGGCUGGCGAUGCCCUUUCCACCGUCACAACAUCUACGCUGCCGUUUGUUGGCGGCGGUGGUGGCGGCUUCGCACGUUCUACACCAAACUCCGAUGCCGCCGAACCACUCUCGUUGACACCAGCAGCUGCAGUAGCUGCUGCUGCGGCUGCAGCUGUGGCUGCUUCAACGGCUGGCGUUGGCGGUGGCAGUGGUGGCAUUAACUCAGCGCGCAGCUCACCGUUGGCGUUGAGUUCGAAUACAAGCGUAAGUGGCAGCACUAGUGGGCUAGACAUAAAGCCGCUCACAGCUGUACUAUCGAAUGGCAAUACGCCUACCAAUGGUACGGUGGGUGGGCUGGCCGGAUUGCCUGCCACAAGUCCACUUUAUCGGCCAUCAGAUUUCACUUCACCUUCAGCAGCAUCGCCAUUUGUAGCUGCUGCCGCUGCGGCAGUGGCUGCCGGUCGCACACCAACCUACCCCGGCUACUUUCCGGGUGUAGCAGGGCUUGGCAAUGUUGCUCCUACGGAUCUCUCCAUGAAACCAUCGUCCACCAGCACGUGUAUUACACUCACUACCGCCCCAACCACCGUCAAUACGAACAACAACAUCGGCGUGAUGGGUGUCGGCGCACCGAAUCUUACUAGUUUGGUCGCCACUGGUGGUCUUUCUAUCAACAAUAACAAUGCGCUCGUCACCGCCACACAGCAGCUGCAACAGCUGCAGCAACAGCAACAGCAGCAGCAACAACAACAACAACAACAACAGCAGCAACAGCAACAACAGCAGCAGCAACAGCAAGCAAUCAUGGCGAACAGUAUGAAUGCCAAUCAAAUGGUUGGUGGCUCAUUAAACGAUCCCAAUGUAGCAGCGGCUGCUGCCGUACGCCCACCGCCUUUACUGGCGCACAAACUGAGUCCCAACGAAAUUACGGCCGCGCGUCAGGUGAUCUCGGCGUAUCGGGAGAGCGCAGCAUUUCUGCUACGCACUGCCGAUCAGGUCGAACAGCUGCUUGUGCAACAACAGUAAAUGACCAAAUCGGCGCAAAGUUGCAUUUUAUUGUGUGGUGAAUAUCUAUGUGCGGUUAUUUAGUGCGGAAAGCUUAAUUUAAAAGUUUCCGUUUAUUUUAAAUAUUUUUUAAAGGCAUUACUUUUGAGUUUUUGUAGACGAAGUAGCGUUUAAUUUUGCUCAGCAAAAACGAAUUCAUUUAUCGCGAUGCAUGAAUUUUUGUAGGCAGCAUUUUCUAUAGCAGACAUAAACUCACCAUAACCCCUCUUAAGUGAGCGGGUUGUUCCUAUUUUAACAGUAAACAAAACACUUAUAAUAGCAGUAACCAAAACCACAAAAAAAUAGUCAAGUCAACAAAAAACCAAUGAAAUAAAUAAUUAAAAACAAAAAUAGCCAAAGCCAAAUGUUUAAAUGCAAAACUAUGUAAUAAAUAGAUGUUCUACUUGCAUUAAUUUUCUUGAACUACAAUAGCAGCCAAUAAUAUAUAACACUAGAUCUGUGUGACUAAACAAGAAUCUAACAUGGAUAUAUUCGGCUUCACUUAGAGCAGAUUGGAAUGUAGUUCAUUGAGAUAUUACGUUAAAAUCUACAAACUAAAUAACAUUUAGUCCCUCAGCUUUUGAGCAUUUUUAUGUAAUUUUAGUAAAAGUUCAUUUUAAGCCAUAGUGGCUCGUCUAAUAAAGCGAUUAAAGCGCUAAAAAGCAAUAAACAAAGCAGUAGUCUGACUUUUACUUACUGUCGCCACUAUGUGCUCAGAUUUAGGGACGAUUAAUCAGAUUAAUAAACUAUUUUUACUCUUUCUCAGCAGAAUUUUGUGUCUUAGCAGAUUUGUACAGCUUUCGAAAAGCUUUAUCAGCUCAUAUUUAUUCAAAAAUAAAACCAAGCAUAAAGUUUCGUAAGUUUGUUGAGAAUUACAAACAUGCUCAAUCAAUUAGUGAAUGGAAAAAAUAAUUAACUGUUCAUAGAAAAUAAUUUUAUGGAUUUUAAACAGAUUUAUAUGAGGUAAACAUAUAUUUUUCUUCUUCUAACUUCAAAUAUCCUCUAGAACAACGUUUAGUCACAUGAAUCUAUCUCAAAACAUAAAUAGAAAAUACGUAUUUACAUUUAAUGUGUAAAUCUCACUCUUGAAACCAAUCACAAAAUAAUAGUAAUAAAAACAACAAUAGCAGAGAGUGGAACGCAAUCGCAAAUAGUCAAAUACAAAAAUCGAGCUAAUGCUCGCGAGUGUAAAACUGUCACUUAAAAGGGCAUAAAAUUAUUAAAUUUUCUCUCAAUGUAAUGCUUUCUAUUGAACAUUUUACGUAAUAUUAUAAGGCUUUUUUGAAUUCUUAAAUGUCGCUUAUUAUUUGCUACAUAUGUAUCUCGAAAAUUUCUGUUUAAAUAAACUUUAUUUGAAAGCUAUUUGAUAGAAGGACGCGAAUUAGUAGUGAGUUGUAAAGAGAGAGCUUCAUUGUGUUAGACUUUGUAUCAUGAUUUUAAAAAAAAUUUCCUAAAUUCGUUUAAUUUUUGGGUAUUAAAAUAGUCUUGUUGAAAUUAUUGAAAUUUUUAUUAUUGAAGAAAUUGAAAACCCAACAACAAUCUAAGCGGUAAAAGCUCUUGUUCGGAGAUUACAGAGAAAAAAUUUGUUUAUAUUUAUAUUUCAUAAAAUGGUUUUAAAAAAUUUGCUUCACUUACUAUUUAUCCAAUUUUUUCUCAAUAUUUCGAAAAUAUUUUUUAUCAAACAAAUUUGCUUUCCACUUUGAUAAUCGCGUAACUUCUGAAAAAAGCCAAAAACUGCGAAAAUAUUAUGAAAAAUUUUAUACAGGGUGAUACUAAAAAAAUAUUAUUAGCAAAAACUACAGAAUGCAAGUAAAAAUAAAUAUGUAAAUUAUUAUAAUACAAUAUUUUAUUAGCUUAUAAAAAUCAGUUACUUAUAGC